This is a messenger RNA of Penicillium cosmopolitanum, 1254 nucleotides long. RefSeq lists its product as uncharacterized. Bases 1 to 1254 code for a protein of 417 amino acids. The transcript has a single exon. Lineage: Eukaryota; Fungi; Ascomycota; Eurotiomycetes; Eurotiales; Aspergillaceae. The record is from RefSeq and is a predicted model, not a curated record.
AUGAAGGGAACUUCCAUCUUUCAAUUCAAGUCCUGGCCAAAGAUUCAUCAGCCGUUACCCAGGAGCCCGCGCGAGUCCCAGCAGCUACUCAGUGCCCUCACCUCCUCAUUUCGCCGUCAGUUGGACCACGCGUAUCCCGUAACGAACAAUUCCAAUCAUGACGCCGAUCGACAACCCUUGAAUACCGACUCCUCCGCUCAUGCGACCGAUCAGCACCUACACACCAUCCUGGAUAACCCUUUGUUUCGUAUCGUACCUCCCAAGGGGGCACCACCUCAUGACCACCAUGCAGUUCGAAGGCUGGAGGAACAACGACGCCUGGCUACGGAGCCCAUGCUGGUUCUCGAUGAGAUGGUAGCCUCGGGCUCCGCCACAUCAGCAGUCAUACUUGACUGUCUAAAGUCACAACUUCUCCUAGCUAGGUCGACUAUCGACAUGGAGUCAUCUCGAGCAGGCUCGAGAGUGGAGCAUUGGUUCUGGUCCUCUGACGGAGCUUCUAGACAGAUGCUCCUUCAGUCACGAGGAUCAACUGCUGCUUUAACUAAAUUCAUGGUUGCGGAGGGCUUACAGUCCACCAUCUUGGAAUGGUUGAAAAUGGCGCUAGCCCAGGAUCUCGGCGGAUACAACGGCCGAAUGACAGAAGAACAGUCCCGACAAACCGUUGGCCACCUUCUCGUCAGCUUCAUAGAGGCUGAGGUUCGAUACGGAGCGGGCUUCGGCGCGGCUCUACGGUACUAUCUACGAGUCUGCCAAAUGCACUUUUCGACCCAUCUCGCGGACGGUGUACCUUCUGGCAAAUCAAUGUUUCUCGCAGCCGGUGCUCACUUGAGCCGUACAGCCAUGGACCAAAAGCCAUCCAUCGAGCAGGUUUCGCAGGGCCUUUACGAGGAAUUCUCCGAGGUUAUUUCAACUCUGUCAUCUUCCCGGUCCUUGCUGUUCGCCUCCGUCGCUCUAUGCCACCCCGGAAAGCCAAAUCCUCAACCUUUUAUUCGCUUUGUAGAUGGUCUUUCGCCAACUAGGUUUCAGACCUGGUCCGAAGCUAGACGGGAUGCUUUCCUGCGCAUUGGCUGUGACACUCUGCGCAUUUUAAUUGACCGGAAGAAGAUUCGAGAGGCCACCAGCCUAGCGCAAAAAAUCCAACUCGUUCUCCCAGAGGAAACGACCACUGCUUCGAUUGAAGCGACUCGCACUCGCACUCGCACCGCUGCAGAAGAGGAUUAUCUGCUCUCUCGCUUGGAUUUGAAUUUGACCUAA